Messenger RNA from Cottoperca gobio, 4624 nucleotides. It is a transcript of the gene gc2, whose product is annotated as guanylyl cyclase 2. Gene Ontology annotation, molecular function: guanylate cyclase activity; protein kinase activity; ATP binding. The record is from RefSeq and is a predicted model, not a curated record. NCBI's taxonomy places the organism in Eukaryota, Metazoa, Chordata, Actinopteri, Perciformes, Bovichtidae. Gene Ontology annotation, biological process: protein phosphorylation; receptor guanylyl cyclase signaling pathway; intracellular signal transduction. Gene Ontology annotation, cellular component: plasma membrane.
AUGGUUUUGAGCUUUGAGAUGCAACAACAGCACCGCGCCUUCAUCUUCUCCUCACGUCCAACAUGGAGGCCGACACCAGACAAAGCUCCUGACAUCAACUCCUCAUCUCCUCCUCCUCCUCGUCUUCGCUUCUCUCCUGUCAACCAUAUCAUCGCUCCAUCCCAACUCUCUUCUGCUUCCUCUUCCCCUGCUUUAUCCCGCCUCUCUCCUCCGCUGCCUCCAUCCCUCCGAGGCAUCCUGAGCUUCCUCCUGGUCCUCCUGGCCUCCCUGUGUUUCCUGCCCUGCCCGGCACAGGCAGGCUGGUUUCGGGUCGGGGUGGUGGGGCCGUGGGGGUGCGACCCUCUCUUUGCCAAGGCUCUCCCCAGUGUGGCAGCUCAGGUCGCCGUCAACCGCAUCAACAAGGACCCCUCGCUGUCCUACGCGGCAACAUUCGACUACACUGUGCUGCAGGAGCCAUGUGAGACAUCGAGAGGGUUGGAGAAGUACUUAGAUUUCAGAACCAAAGCCUCGGCGUACAUCGGACCAGCCAACCCCGGCUACUGCGACGCUGCUUCAAUGCUGAGCAAAGGCUGGAACAAAGCAUUGUUUCCUUGGGGUUGUGUUGGCUACGAGCUGGACGAUGCUCGCAGCCACCCAACGUUUGCCCGCUCCAUGCCGAGGCCCACUGGGGUGCUGCUCAGGGUCAUAAACUACUUCAGGUGGGCCCACAUCGGCAUCAUCUCUUCCUCAGAGGACAUCUGGGUGGAGACGGCCACCGAGGUGGCUAAUUCCUUGAGGAGCCACGGUCUGCCGGUCAGACUGGUCAGUUUCAUGGAGAACACACCUCACAGCAUCAGACAAACUCUGGCCAAGCUCCGCGAGAUGAGAGAAAUACGAGUUGUGAUCCUCUGCAUGCACUCUGUACUGAUCGGCGGUGGAGUCCAGAAGCAGCUCUUGGAGACGGCCUACGACAUGCAGCUGAUCGACGGCUCCAUGGUCUUCGUGCCCUACGACACCCUGCUCUACAGCCUGCCCUACCGCAACGUGACCUACCCGGCUCUGAAGAGGAACAGCAAGCUGCUGCGGGCCUACGACGCCGUGCUGACCAUCACCAUCAACUCCCCGCAGGUGUCCUUCUACGAGGCCUACAGGGAGGCUAUGGAGAGGGGAGAGGUGGCGAGGACGCUGACGCCUCAGCAGGUGUCUCCUCUCUUCGGCACCAUCUACAGCUCCAUCCUCUUCAUGGCUCACGCAGUGCAUCGUGUUCGGGAAGCUGGGGAGUGGAUGUCAGGAGGGAACCUGGUAGGACACACCCGUAACCUGGACUUCCAGGGCUUCAGCCACCCCGUCAAAACCAACGGCUCCGGAGCAGCUCUGCUGGAAUACCUCAUACUGGACACAGACGGACUCUCCAGGGAGCUGAAGCCCACCCACAGGAUCGACAUGGAGGCUGGGAUGGUGCAUUUUCUGGGUCGGGAAAUCCACUUCCCUCGUGGCUCCGGACCCAGGAGGGACGCCUCCUGCUGGUUUACUCCUGGAGUCAUCUGCUCAGGGGGCGUGGAUCUGUUCUCGACCAUCGGCAUUUUCCUCGGAACGAUGGUCGCCUCCAUUUUUGGAGUGGCAUUUAUUUACUGCAUCAGGCGACGCCUCAAUCAGAUCCGAUUGGUCAAGGGUCCGAACAGGAUUCUGCUGACUCUGGCUGACGUCACAUUCAUCAACCCGUCGCUAAGCAACAAGAAGCUGAGUCUGGAAGGCAGCAGGGCGAGCUGCACGAAGAGCGCGUCGGACACCACAUCCCCCGUCUCCACCCAAUCCCCGGCCACCUACGAGAACUCCAACGUGGUCAUUUUCCAGGGGGACUGGGCCUGGCUGAAGAGACUUCCUGGCGGGUCCUUUAGCAGCAUCAACCCAAAAACCAGCCAUGUGUUUGAACAGAUGAAGGACAUGCGUCACGAGAAUGUGAACCUUUUCCUGGGCUUCUUUCACGACUGCGGCGUGUUCGCCAUCGUGACCGAGUUCUGCUCCAGAGGAAGUCUGGAGGACCUGCUGCUGAACGACGACGUCAAACUCGACUGGAUGUUCAAGUCGUCGCUGCUUCUGGAUUUAAUUAAGGGUAUGAAGUACCUCCACCACCACGGCGUGUCCCACACUCGUCUCAAGUCCCGUAACUGUGUGGUGGACGGGCGUUUUGUCCUGAAGGUCACAGACUACGGCUACAACGAGGUUCUGGAGGCGCAGAGGUUUCCCUACAUGGAACAACCUGCAGACGAGUUGCUGUGGACGGCUCCAGAGAUCCUGAGGAGCGUGCAGCCGGAGCUUCACGGGACUCUAACUGGAGACGUGUACAGCUUUGCCAUCAUCAUGCAGGAGGUGGUGGUCCGAGGGCCUCCGUUCUGCAUGAUAGACAUGUCCGCCACAGACAUAAUAGAGAAGCUGCGUAAGCCUCCUCCUCUGUUCCGCCCCUUGGUCAGUCCGGACUACGCUCCUUUAGAGUGCAUCCAGCUGAUGAAACAGUGCUGGAACGAACAGCCGGACAAGAGACUGAGCUUUGACGAGAUCUUCGACCAGUUUAAGAACAUCAACAAGGGGAAGAAGACCAACAUCAUAGACUCCAUGCUGAGGAUGCUGGAGCAGUACUCGUCUAACCUGGAGGAGCUGAUCAGAGAGCGGACGGAGGAGCUGGAGAUCGAGAAGCAGAAGACGGAGAAACUGCUGACUCAGAUGCUUCCUCCGUCUGUGGCGGAGGCUUUAAAGGUGGGUGGUACAGUCGAACCGGAGCACUUUGACAACGUGACGCUUUACUUCAGCGACAUCGUCGGCUUCACCACCAUCUCAGCCAACAGCGAACCCAUCGAGGUGGUCGACCUGCUCAACGACCUCUACACGGUCUUUGACGCCAUCAUAGGAAACCAUGACGUCUACAAGGUGGAGACUAUCGGUGACGCUUACAUGGUGGCGUCGGGUCUUCCUGUCCGGAACAACGACCGCCAUGCUGCAGAGAUGGCCAACAUGGCCCUGGAUAUCCUGAGCGCUGUGGGAACCUUCAAGAUGAGACACAUGCCCGACGUUCCUGUCAGGAUACGUAUAGGACUACACACAGGUCCAUGUGUAGCAGGUGUGGUGGGUCUCACUAUGCCUCGCUACUGUCUGUUUGGAGACACGGUGACCACCGCCUCUCGUAUGGAGUCCACCGGGUUGCCCUACAGGAUCCACAUCCACCAGAGCACAGCGAAGGUCCUCAGGGACCUAAAUGUUGGCUACAAGCUGGAGUUGAGAGGCAAGACAGAAGUGAAGGGGAAAGGAGUGGAGGAGACCUACUGGCUUGUAGGGAAAGAGGGAUUCACCAAACCACUUCCUGUUCCUCCAGAGGUCACGACCGGGAAAAUGGCCCAGGGGCUGCAGAUGGCCGAGAUAGCCCAGUACAAGAAACGGAAAGCCGAGAAACAACAACAGGAUCAGCUUGCAAAGAAGAAAAACUGAGGUAAAAUCUCAUAUAACAUCGCUGGCCUGGUUGGCAACGUGACCCGUCUUUUGGCAAACACUUGUUAGCAUGAACUGUCUCGAGGGGUCCACUGCAGCUUGGGAAGAAGUCUUGGCCAUGAUGAGAAGCAGCUGGUCAAACGUCGGCUUCUGGUGCGAAAAAGGUGCUUUUAUUUUGGAAGUUUGACACUCAUAAAUUCUCUAAUUCUAUUUGGAAAGCGUAGAUGGAGUCAAAGGAACUAAAUCACGCCAUCACAUCACAGGAAACUGUGACCCUUAAACUCUAGCAGACAGGAUGGACCCUUUACAAAUUCCCUGCCAUUGAUCCUCCACAGUUUCCAGGAGGAGAGGGGGGGGGGGCUAGUGAAGUGUUCAUUCAGAUUAUCACCAUGUGUGUGUGUCUGUGUUAACGGCUCGAGUCGAGGAGAUGAAGUCUUGCGUGGAACUAUGUGUAGAGGCCGAGACGUGGUGACUCAGCAAAGCGGGGAUCUACAGAAACAGUCUGUCAGCAGCAGCUAAUCUGGUUCAUUUCCUCCUCCUUCUCUUCCCCGUUUCUGUGUUUGAAGGGAGGAGAGGAAAUUAAGAAGGGAAGGAGGGGAACGAGAAGAGGACUCCCUGUUUGUGGAGGACGUUGGUGGCACUGUACCAACUUUUUGAUAUUGUGAAAAACGCAAUUUUACUCGCAGAAACGAUCUCUGCUGUUCAGGUUUUGAGUACGUUUGGGCCGUGGACAGUAGAGAGGGGAGGUAGAGGAGGGAUGACAUGCAACACAGACAGCAUCAGACCGGGGACAUUGCGAUUACAUGAGAGCAAAAAUAAUGAUUAAAAACGGCCCAAACUAUUUCCCAGAAUCCAAAAAGACAUCUUGUAAUUGCUUGUUUUGCCUCACCAACACUUUACUAUGAUAGAAAACUAAAAGUGUUCAAAGCAAAUCUUAAUCUUGCGUCACUCGUGCUAAUCUGAACACCAGGGAGGUAAAUCUCCUCGGCAACGACGACAUAAUCACAACCAAAGGCAUUACUUCCUCUCAGCUUUCUAUCAGCCACAUGCAAACUUGUUGUGUCGUCCAAAAAAACAAAUCUUGUUUCUUUAUAAUUUCUAUUAUUAUGUCAUUAGUUGUAAUUUUAGCAAUGUUUCUUUAUGUGCAAUGUAACUUGUUCUUGUA